Molecule: messenger RNA, 5825 nt
Organism: Epinephelus moara (kelp grouper)
Lineage: Eukaryota; Metazoa; Chordata; Actinopteri; Perciformes; Serranidae
Product: zinc finger protein OZF-like
Exons: 4
Coding region: 85-1278 (397 amino acids)
Biological process (GO): regulation of transcription by RNA polymerase II
Cellular component (GO): nucleus
Molecular function (GO): DNA-binding transcription factor activity, RNA polymerase II-specific; RNA polymerase II transcription regulatory region sequence-specific DNA binding
Source: RefSeq, a predicted model, not a curated record
ACAUUCACUCCUGUCCCUGUGAAGAGUGAAGAUGAUGAAGAGAAACCUCAGUCCUCACAGCUUCAUCAAAGACACACUGAACAGAUGGAAACAGAAUCUGAUGGAGAGGACUGUGGAGGAGCAGAACCAGCCAGGAACUCAGAUCCAGAUACACAUUUACAACCUGAGACUUUUGACAAGUAUGGAGACUGCUCUGAACCUGAGACUGAUGUUAGUGAUGAUUGGACAGAGACCAGAGAAUAUCAGUCAGGUUUAAACUCUCUGAAAAAUGAUGAAGUCCCUGUUAGUGAUUUUAAAUGUAGUGCUGGUGAGAAACCAUUCAGCUGCUCAAAGUGUGGGAAAAGAUUUGACCGCAAGACACUUCUGAAGAGACACAUGACAACGCAUACAGGAGAAAAACGUUUUAGCUGCUCAGUUUGUGAGAAAUCAUUUAGACAGAGUGGACAUUUACACACACACAUGAAAACCCACACGGGAGAGAAACCAUUUAGCUGCUCCGAGUGUGGAAAAAGAUUUGGCCGCAAGACAAUUCUGAAGCAACACAUAAGAUCUCAUAGAGGAGAGAAACCUUUCAGCUGCUCCAUUUGUAAGAACUCUUUUACACAGAGUGGACAUUUACUGAAACACAUGACGAUCCACACAGGAAAUAAACCUUUUAACUGCUCUGAGUGCGGGAAAAUAUUUGGCACCAAGACAGAUCUGAAAAGACACAUGAGAACUCAUACAGGAGAAAAACCAUUCGACUGUUCAGUGUGUGGUAGAACGUUCUCUCACAAGCAAACCUUAGUCCGCCACAUGAGAACACACACAGGAGAGAAACCUUUUAGCUGCUCAGUUUGUAACAAUGUUUUUACAGAGAGAGGAAAUUUACAGACACAAAUGUUAAUCCAAACGGGAGAGAAACCUGUCAGCUGCUCGGUGUGUGUUAAAAGAUUCUCUCACAAGCAAACUUUAGUCCGUCAUUUAAGAAUCCACACCGGAGAGAAACCUUUCAGUUGCAGUGUUUGUGAACAAAAAUUUUCUUGGCCUACACAGCUCAAAAACCAUCAGUGUAUUGGGUGUCAGUUCUCACAGCCUCAUCACAGUCAAACUGAGGAGAACAGAGAGGCAGAGCCUCCAGCCAGCAGCUCAGCUCAACAGAUGGAAACAGAAGCUGAAGGAGAGGACUGUGGAGAUCCAGAACCAGCCAGGAACUCAGAUCCAGAUACACAUUUACAACCUGAGGCUGAUGACAAGACUGGAUCAGGUUCCUGUUAUGAUCCUGAGACUGAACAGUAAUGAUUGGAAAGAGACCAGAGGAACUCAGUCAGGAUGAAACUCUGAAAAUGAAGGCCAUGUCAGUGGGUCUGCUCCAUUUUCAGUGCGCCGAAGCACCGCUUAACAUGUAACGGCGCAGGCCAGGAAAGCUGGUAAAAAGGAGUGUAAUCUGUCAGUCUGAAUGACAUUCAUCAGUCAUUUGUCUUCAGUCUCCCUUGACUUUUUUGUGUUUGUACGGGCCAUUUGGUCGUGGUAACGUAAAUGCCGAUCUUGCCACUGAAAUUCAGCAGCAGAUCCAGCUUAUCUGCCGGCUAUGAGAACUGUCAGAUGGUGUGCAGUCUCUGAUACUUGGUCCACCAAAGGUGUAGUGCCUAGUGACCCACCGAUUCGGGAUGCAUUGCUGGUGAGAAACCAUUUAGUUUCUUUGAGUGUAGCCGGUCAGACUUGACACUGCGGUCUGCUACAAUCUCUGCGUUGUGUUAGGUAAGAUGAGGAACAAGGCAUGGACAAUGGCUGGUCUGCUUGACUGGGCGGAUUUAUUCUGUGUAAAACACAUUAAAUUCAAUACAGCACUUUCUCACGACCAGUCUCCACAAUGCACACCUCUCAUCUCCAGGGCUAGAGCCGAGUGAGUCUUAGCAUUUAUCAUGUUCAAUUUUACAUUAAAUUAAAUCAAUUGUAUAAUCACAGAAAUAUUUUUCCAUCCGUUAGCAGCAGUUUUCAGUAUUUCAUGAAUUAACAACAUAUCAUAUGACAAAAAAAACAAAAAAAGGGAGCUUACAUACCUGUGUAAAACACAUUAAAUUCAAUACAGCACUUUCUCACGACCAGUCUCCACAAUGCACACCUUUAAAAGAAAGGUACAUCACAACAAACUGCAUCAGAAAUGGUCUCCACGCUGUUGUAGCCUAGCUUAAAAACGGCGACCUAACCAGCAACAUAAUAGUGCUAUACACGGUAAAAAAGGAACAUACACGCUAGAGAGAGCGGUACGCUAAUAAAAUACAACAUGUGUGACCCAUACAAAGUACAGGUUGCAAGUAUGUUUAACGUUUUUACCACAUUUUACCACACUAUUUACAGAAGCGCUAGUAGCAUCUUACCUCUCAUCUCCAGGGCUAGAGCCAAGUGAGGAGAAUUACCCUUAAACAACAGGAAGUGACUUCGCUGUAAUGUCAAAGGUCACACAAUGAAAAAGUGAAAUUAACAAAAUAAAAGCUCCCCAAGAGAAAUACAGAAACAGGAAUUUUACAUGAAAACUAACAGCAACAUGUGAAUAGAAAUAAAAACGGACUUUUGGUGAAAUAUAAACAAUCUUAUUUAUACAUCGGUUACAUGAGUGCAGUAAAAUAUCUAGUUAUAGUGGGAAUCUGAAGACACACAUGAUCACUCAUACAGGAAAGAAACCAUUUAUGUGCUCUGGGUGUGGGAAAAGAUUCAGCUUCGGGCAGCAUCUGAAGAGACACGUUACACUUCACAGGAGAGAAAAAUGUUUCUGUUUGCUCAGUUCGUAGAAAUCUUUAACACAAGGUCUGCACCAUUACCGCGCCUGUGUAUGCCUGCAGUGCGCUGAGUUGGCAGAGUCUACACCUCAUUUAACAGUUUUUGUAGCUCGCAGUAGUGAUGGCCAAAUGAAGCCUCAUGAACCAUUUUCUUUAUUUUCUCACGCCACCAGAUGGCGCUCUUGGUUUAAAGAUAGAGGCCGAAGGAAUGGCAGUGAAAUGUGCUUUCAAACCUUUGUUGAACAGACAGCACCAUCUAGUGGCUUCAGAAAAUGAAGACAGUGGUUCAUGAGGCUUCAUUUGGCCAUCACUAGCUGGCAGAUCCAAUGGACCGGCCAUAAAAUUUCAGUGGCAAGACCAGUCUUUACGUCAACAGGAUGACAUGGCCCUUACAGCGAACUGAUAAAUGUCUUUCAGGCUUACAUAGAAUCACAUCGUAAACAUAAUUGUCCAUGUGGGCAAUCAUUUGUCAACUGUGAAAGCUACUAGACAUUUGAGUGGUCACUGUCGCUGGCUAAAUUAUUGCACUCCAUUUAAACAGCUCUCCCGGCCCUUGCUGUUAUGUGUUAAGUGGUGCAGCGGAAAUUUGGGACAAAAUUUGACUAAUAUGUAGCCCAUUUCCAUUAAAGCACUACUUGUCAGCUGAUUGAAUGUUAAAGGGCUUGCCCUUAAACAUUUUCUAGGCUAGACUUUUAAUAACUAAUCUUUUUAUGUUUAGUUUUUCUUACUAUUUUACUAUUCUACCUACCUGUCCAGGAACUAUAGACAGAAAAUAGCAAUUUGCUUAAACCUGGUACAACACAUCUCUCCGUGUUUUGAAGGUCAAUGUCUUUUGUGCACUGUCUCUGUUAAAUAAAGAAACAUAACAGAAAUAUAGUGUUUGGAGAGUUCCUGCCCCAAGUGAAGGACUUCAAGUAGCUCAAGGUCUUGAUCACGAGUGAGGGUAGAAUGGAGCGUGAGCUGGAUCAGCGGGUUUGGGUGGCGUCUGCAGUGAUGCAUCCGCUGCUCUGGACUGUUGUGGUGAAGAGGGAGCCAAACUGGAAGGCAAAGCUUUUGAUUAACCGGUUGGUCUUCUUUCUGACCCUCACCUAUGGGCAUGAGCUCUGCGUGGUAUCAGAAAGAAUGAGAUCACAGAUACAAGCAGCUGAAAUGAGUUUCCACUGCAGGGUGUCUGGGCUCAGCCUUAGACAUAGGGGGAGGGGCUCAGACAUCUGGAGGGAGCUCCGAGUAGAGCCGCUGCUCCUUCACAUUGGAGUUGGUUUGGGCAUCUGAUCAGGAUCCUCCUGGGCACCUCUCAUUAGAGGUGUUCCGGAUAUGUCCCACUGGUAGGAGGCCCCGGGGCAGACCCAUAACAUGAUGGAAGGAUUACAAACCUAAUCUAGCCUGGGAACACCUUGGGGUCCCCCAGGAGGAGCUGGAAAGCGUUGCUGAGAAGAGAGAAGUCUGGAGCACCUUGCUCAGCCUGCUGCCCCUGCGCCCCAGCCCCGGAUAAGUGGAUGAAAAUGGAUGGAUGAACAUAAAUAUAAGCAUCAUUUAAGUAUUCCAGAAUAAAUGAUUUGCUCAACUUUUCUGCAUUCAUCAGUGGGCUGUGCUCACUUCUGUCUCAUACAAGUCAUCGGUGUUGAUAUUUUAUUAUUCAAAAAGCAAUAGUCUCUCCUUGUGACCAAAGUUUACGUGUGCUUUUUUCAUCAUGUCACUAGAGACUGCAUGAACCAAAGGACCUUUUAAAAAUUUGUUUAGUCUGUUAAAUGUUUGACAUCUUGAAUGUGACUUCAAGUUACACAUUUAGUGUUGUUGAAGCAAACCAUCUCUGUUGGUUCUCAUCACUGUGAACCCCCUCCUUGCUCCAAGUGUCUCCAUGUAGACACAUUAAUUCAUAUGUUCAUUAAACAUUUAAACAGUUUCUAGAUCCUCAUCUUGUGCAUACAGUUAUGAUAAAGUGCUGGUGAAGACUCACACUUCUCACAUUUCUGUUGAUUUCAGUACUACUGCGUCAGACAAGAAGGGGGUCAUCUGGUUUCAAUCCACAAUGAGGCUGAGAUGAUGAACGUGCCUUGUAUAUGUGCACGUGCCAUGGGUGGUGUUCACCAAAAGUUUUGGAUUGGAGCCAAGGUAGUGGGGGCACAUCGCAGAUUUGGCUGGAAUGAUGGAUCUGAGUUCAAGUACACAAGAUGGCAUCGUGGUGAGCCGAGCAACUAUCAUGGACGGGAGCACUGCGUCGAGUCGAACUUUGUUGACUGGGGAUACUGGAAUGAUGCAAGCUGCCAAGAAUGGGAAUACUUCAUGUGCGCCAAGAAUAUGUGAUCAUCAGCUGAUUUCACAUUUUUAGUCAGUGUCAACAUCAACAGCUGAUCAGCUAUGUUGCAGUGGGACCAGUCUGUUUCAUGGGAACACUGCAAACACAAGCUUUUAAAUUUACUGCAGUAAACGCUUCAGCAUUCAUGUUCCAGUGUCUCGUUUUAUUAGUCAUUCAGUGAUGUGAAGAAAUCUACGUAUGACUACUAGGACUACGUAUGAUAACAACUAAAAGAUCCUGAAUUAGGUGUCUUUAAUCAAUAACCUUUAAAAUCAGUGUAGGUAUAGGACACAUUGAAGUUCAUGUCUUUCAUACAUUCCUCUGUUCAUCAUUUGUCUUAUCCUUGAGCCCAGAUUUAGACAAUCAUGCAAAAUAUAUAAUACUUGAUGAGAUGACCCAUUUCCCAGAAUGCAUUGCUGCAUUUAUUUGUGCUUUUUUUUUUACUUAUAACUUGUGUUCUGAAGGUUGUGUGGACUUGGAAUGAAGUCCUGCUACCAUAUUAUCCAUGAUAUCACAUCCAAUGGUAACAGCCCUCAUCGCCCCCGACCACAGGUAGUGAGAAUAAUGAACAUACCGAAUGUGUUUUCCUGAAUUACUCCCUCGGACGUGGGCGUAGAGACUCAGAACCGAGUGCUACUGCCAUGUUAUUCAUAGCUCUGCAGAACUAUGACUAUGUGAUGGCCAAAUGAGGCCUCGUGAAUCACUGUCUCUAUUUUCUGAAGCCACCAGAUGGCACUAUCUGUUCCACAAAGGUUUGAAAGCACAUUCAA